Messenger RNA from Equus caballus (horse), 6524 nucleotides. The record is from RefSeq and is a predicted model, not a curated record. NCBI's taxonomy places the organism in Eukaryota, Metazoa, Chordata, Mammalia, Perissodactyla, Equidae.
GCGCACGGCGCGCCCGGGCGGGCCGGCUGGCUGGGAAGAUGGCGGCAGGAGCCUUGGCCGCGGCGGGGGAGCGGGCCCGGGGCGUCCGGGGUGUGCGGGCCGGGGCCGGGGCCGGGCCAUGAGCGCGCCGCCCUCGCGUCCCCGAGCCGCGGAGCCCGCCCGCGCCCCUCGCCAUGGCGCGGCUCGCGGACUACUUCGUGCUGGUGGCGUUCGGGCCGCAUCCGCGCGGGAGUGGGGAAGGCCAGGGCCAGAUCCUGCAGCGCUUCCCAGAGAAGGACUGGGAGGACAACCCGUUCCCCCAGGGCAUCGAGCUGUUUUGCCAGCCCAGUGGGUGGCAGCUGUGUCCUGAGAGGAACCCACCGACCUUCUUUGUUGCCGUUCUCACUGACAUCAACUCUGAGCGGCACUACUGCGCCUGCCUGACCUUCUGGGAGCCAGCAGAGCCCACACAGGAAGCAGUGUGCACCGAGGAUGCCCCCGAGAGGGAGGAGGAGGUGGAUGAGGGAGGCCCAGUGCGACUGUCACCUGCAGCGCCCGGCCCGCCUGGCCAGCUGUUUGCUCCAAAGACGCUGGUGCUGGUGUCUCGACUGGACCACGCGGAGGUGUUCAGGAACAGCCUUGGUCUCAUCUACACCAUCCAUGUGGAGGGCCUGAAUGUGGGCCUGGAGAACGUGAUUGGGAACCUGCUCACAUGCAUCAUCCCCCUGGCUGGGGGCUCGCAGCUGGACUCUGUUGAGGACGGAGUGAGAACCAUCUCGUUGGGGGCUGGCGACCGGCAGGUCAUCCAGACCCCGCUCGCCGACUCGCUGCCCAUCAGCCGCUGUAGCGUCGCCCUGCUCUUCCGCCAGCUGGGUAUCACCAACGUGCUGUCUUUGUUCUGUGCUGCUCUCACGGAGCACAAGGUGCUCUUCUUGUCUCGGAGCUACCAGAGGCUCUCAGACGCCUGCCGGGGGCUCCUGGCACUGCUGUUCCCUCUCAGAUACAGCUUCACCUAUGUGCCCAUCCUGCCGGCACAGCUCCUGGAAGUCCUCAGCACACCCACCCCCUUCAUCAUUGGAGUCAAUGCGGCCUUCCAGGCAGAGACCCAGGAGCUGCUGGACGUGAUUAUUGCUGAUCUUGAUGGAGGGACGGUGACUGUCCCCGAGUGUGUGCACAUUCCAUCCCUGCCAGAGCCACUGCAGAGUCAGACACACAGUGUUCUUAGCAUGGUCCUGGAUCCAGACCUGGAGUUGGCAGAUCUCGCCUUCCCCCCACCCACGACAUCCACUUCCUCCCUGAAGAUGCAGGACAAGGAGCUGCGUGCCGUCUUUCUGCGGCUCUUUGCUCAGCUCCUGCAGGGCUACCGCUGGUGUCUGCACAUGGUCCGCAUCCACCCAGAGCCUGUCAUCCGUUUUCAUAAGGCAGCCUUCCUGGGCCAGCGUGGGCUGGUGGAGGAUGAUUUCCUGAUGAAGGUGCUGGAGGGCAUGGCUUUUGCAGGCUUCGUGUCGGAGCGUGGGGUCCCUUACCGCCCUACGGACCUGUUUGAUGAGUUGGUGGCCCACGAGGUGGCACGGAUGCGGGCGGAUGAGAACCACCCCCAGCGUGUCCUGCGUCACGUCAAGGAACUGGCAGAGCAGCUCUAUAAGAACGAGAACCCAUACCCUGCUGUGGCUAUGCACAAGGUGCAGAGACCAGGGGAGGCCAGUCACCUGCAGCGGGUGCCCCGGCCCUUCCCCCGGCUGGACGAGGGCAUGGUGCAGUGGAUUGUGGACCAGGCCACGGCCAAGAUGCAGGGUGCACCCCCGGCUGUGAAGGCUGAGAGGAGGACAACUGUGCCCUCAGGUCCCCCCAUGACUGCCAUACUGGAGCGGAGCAGCGGGCUCCAUGGCAACAGUGCACGCCGUCUGGAGGUGGUCCGAAACUGCAUCUCCUAUGUCUUUGAGGGAAAGAUGCUUGAGGCCAAGAAGCUGCUCCCGGCUGUGCUGAGGGCCCUGAAGGGGCGUGCGGCCCGCCGCUGCCUCGCCCAGGAGCUACACCUGCAUGUGCAGCAGAACCGGGCAGUCUUGGACCACCAGCAGUUUGACUUCGUCGUCCGCAUGAUGAACUGCUGCCUGCAGGACUGCACCUCCCUGGAUGAGCAUGGCAUAGCAGCUGCUCUACUGCCCCUGGUCACGGCCUUCUGCCGGAAGCUGAGCCCGGGGGUGACGCAGUUUGCGUAUAGCUGCGUGCAGGAGCACGUGGUGUGGAGCACGCCGCAGUUCUGGGAGGCCAUGUUCUACGGGGAUGUACAGACCCACAUCCGAGCCCUCUACUUGGAGCCUGCCGAGGACCGAGACCCCUCCCAGCUUGGAGAGGCGUCUGCACAGGAUGAGCGCUCUGCCCUGGACGUGGCGUCUGAGCAGCGGCGUCUGUGGCCAACCCUGAGCCGUGAGAAGCAGCAGGAGCUGGUGCAGAAGGAGGAGAGCACAGUGUUCAGCCAGGCCAUCCACUACGCCAACCGCAUGAGUUACCUGCUGUUGCCCCUGGACAGCAGCAAGAGCCGCCUGCUGCGGGAGCGUGCGGGGCUGGGUGACCUGGAGAGCGCCAGCAACAGCCUGGUCACCAACAGCAUGGCGGGCAGUGUGGCGGAGAGCUAUGACACGGAAAGCGGCUUCGAGGAUGCAGAGACCUGCGAUGUGGCUGGGGCUGUGGUCCGCUUCAUCAACCGCUUCGUGGACAAGGUCUGCACAGAGAGUGGGGUCACCAGCGACCACCUCAAGGGGCUGCAUGUCAUGGUGCCAGACAUUGUCCAGAUGCACAUCGAGACCCUGGAGGCCGUGCACCGAGAGAGCAAGAGGCUGCCCCCCAUCCAGAAGCCCAAACUGCUGCGGCCGCGCCUGCUGCCUGGAGAGGAGUGUGUGCUGGACGGCCUACGUGUCUACCUGCUGCCAGACGGGCGAGAGGAGGGCGCAGGGGGCAGUGGGGGAGGGCCUGCACUGCUCCCAGCCGAGGGCGCCAUCUUCCUCACCACAUACAGGGUCAUCUUUACGGGGAUGCCCGCCGACCCCCUGGUGGGGGAACAGGUGGUGGUCCGCUCCUUCCCGGUGGCUGCACUGACCAAGGAGAAGCGCAUCAGCGUCCAGACCCCCGUGGACCAGCUCCUGCAAGACGGGCUGCAGCUGCGCUCUUGCACAUUCCAGCUGCUGAAGAUGGCCUUUGAUGAGGAGGUGGGGUCUGACAGCGCCGAGCUCUUCCGCAAGCAGCUGCACAAGCUGCGUUACCCGCCGGACGUCAGGGGCACCUUCGCCUUUGCCCUGGGCUCCGCCCACACGCCUGGCCGGCCGGCCCGUACCACCAAGGACAAGGGUCCUUCCUUCAGGACCUUGUCCCGGAACCUCGUGAAGAAUGCCAAGAAGACCAUCGGGCGGCAGUAUAUCACUCGGAAAAAGUACAACCCCCCAAGUUGGGAGCACCGGGGCCAGCCACCCCCUGAGGACCAGGAGGACGAGAUCUCAGUGUCGGAGGAGCUGGAGCCCAGCACGCUGACCCCCUCCUCGGCCCUGAAGCCCUCGGACCGCAUGACCAUGAACAGCUUGGUGGAGCGGGCGUGCUGCCGGGACUACCAGCGCCUGGGCCUGGGCACACUGAGCAGCAGCCUGAGCCGCGCCAAGUCCGAGCCCUUCCGCAUCUCCCCAGUCAACCGCAUGUAUGCCAUCUGCCGCAGCUACCCUGGGCUGCUGAUCGUCCCGCAGAGCGUCCAGGACAAUGCCCUGCAGCGGGUCUCCCGCUGCUACCGCCAGAACCGCUUCCCCGUGGUCUGCUGGCGCAGCGGGCGCUCCAAGGCCGUGCUGCUGCGCUCAGGGGGCCUGCACAGCAAGGGUGUGGUCGGCCUUUUCAAGGCCCAGAAUGCACCUUCUCCAGCUCCAGCUCUUCCUCUAGGCCAGUCCCAGGCGGACUCCAGCAGCUUGGAGCAGGAGAAGUACUUGCAGGCUGUGGUCAGCUCCAUGCCCCGCUAUGCUGAUGCUUCAGGACGCAACACCCUCAGCGGCUUCUCCUCGGCCCACAUGGGCAGCCACGUGCCCAGCCCCAGAGCCAGGGUCACCACGCUGUCCAACCCCAUGGCGGCCUCGGCCUCCAGACGGACCGCUCCCCGAGGUAAAUGGGGCAGUGUCCGGGCCAGUGGGCGCAGUGGUGGGCUUGGUGCUGACGUGGGCUCCCGGCUAGCAGGCAGAGACAUGCUGAGUUCCCCCCAAGCCAAUGGGGCUCCCCCUGACCCAGGAUUUUUGCGGCCACACCGUGCAGCUCUCUACAUCAUUGGGGACAAAGCCCAGCUCAAGGGUGUGCGGCCAGACCCCCUGCAGCAGUGGGAGCUGGUGCCCAUCGAGGUGUUUGAGGCACGGCAGGUGAAGGCCAGCUUCAAGAAGCUGCUGAAGGCGUGUGUCCCGGGCUGUCCUGCUGCCGAGCCCGGCCCAGCCUCCUUCCUGCGCUCGCUGGAGGACUCAGAGUGGCUGAUCCAGAUCCACAAGCUGCUGCAGGUGUCGGUGCUGGUGGUGGAGCUCCUGGACUCGGGCUCCUCCGUCCUGGUGAGCCUGGAGGAUGGCUGGGACAUCACCACCCAGGUGGUAUCCCUGGUGCAGCUGCUCUCAGACCCCUUCUAUCGCACCCUGGAGGGCUUCCGUCUGCUGGUGGAGAAGGAGUGGCUCUCCUUCGGCCAUCGAUUCAGCCACCGAGGGGCCCACACCCUGGCCGGGCAGAGCAGUGGCUUCACACCUGUCUUCCUGCAGUUCUUGGACUGCGUGCACCAGGUCCACCUGCAGUUCCCCAUGGAAUUCGAGUUCAGCCCAUUCUACCUCAAGUUCCUUGGCUACCACCAUGCGUCUUGCCGCUUCCAGACCUUCCUGCUCGACUCAGACUACGAGCGCAUCGAGCUGGGGCUGCUGUACGAGGAGAAGGGGGAGCGAAGGGGCCAGCAGGCGUGCAGGUCUCUGUGGGAAUACGUGGACCGGCUGAGUAAGAGGACACCCAUGUUCUACAACUAUAUGUAUGCGCCUGAGGACACAGAGGUUCUGCGGCCCUACAGCAACGUGUCCAACCUGAAGGUGUGGGACUUCUACACUGAGGAGACGCUGGCCGAGGGCCCCCCCUACGACUGGGAGCUGGCCCAGGGCCCCCCCGAGCCCCCAGAGGAGGAGCGGCCUGAUGGGGGUGCGCCCCAGAGCAGGCGCCGUGUGGUGUGGCCCUGCUAUGACAGCCGCCCCCGAGCCCAGCCCGAUGCCAUCUCACGCCUGCUGGAGGAGCUGCAGCGGCUGGAGACAGAGCUGGGCCGGCCCCCUGAGCGCUGGAAGGACACGUGGGACCGGGUGAAGGCUGCACAGCGCCUUGAAGGCCGGCCAGAUGGACGUGGUAUCCCCAGCUCCCUGCUGGUGUCCAGCGUGCCCCACCACCGCCGCUCGCUGGGUGUGUACCUGCAGGAGGGGCCUGUGGGCUCCACCCUGAGCCUCAGCCUGGACAGUGACCAGAGCAGCAGCUCAACUGCAUCUGGCUCCCGCCAGGCAGCCCGCCGCAGCACCAGCACCCUGUACAGCCAGUUCCAGACAGCUGAGAGUGAAAACAGGUCCUAUGAGGGCACCCUGUACAAGAAAGGGGCCUUCAUGAAGCCCUGGAAGGCCCGCUGGUUCGUGCUGGACAAGACCAAGCACCAGCUGCGCUACUAUGACCACCGCGUGGAUACGGAGUGCAAGGGUGUCAUCGACCUGGCAGAGGUGGAGGCUGUGGCGCCUGGCACUCCUACUAUGGGCGCCCCCAAGACCGUGGAUGAGAAGGCCUUCUUUGACGUGAAGACGACGCGUCGUGUUUACAACUUCUGUGCCCAGGACGUGCCGUCGGCCCAGCAGUGGGUGGACCAGAUCCAGAGCUGCCUGUCAGACGCCUGAGCCCAGCCUUGCUUGGGCUGCUCUGCGUCCAGUCGUUACAGACCACUAGGGGUGGGCAGGGCCCCCCGGCCAUGUUUACAGCCCCCACCCUUGACAGUAUUGAGGCCCCGCCCCCAAACUUGUGUGUACAGCCCCCACCCACCCUGCCCACCCCCAUCUGCCUGGCCAGCUCUAACUUAUUUUGGAGUUAUGGUUGAGCACCGGCCGGAAGGCGGCCAUGGUACCCUUGCGGUGGGCCUGUAAAUAAUCCAUCCCACCCAGCCCCGUCAGUGUGCUGGCCCCGGCCGGCUGGCCGCAGGCAGCCCGUUCCUAGAACCAGAUUCUAUAAAGAAAAAAUUAACGAUGUGCCACAUGCCUGUGUCUCCUUGGCCACCCAGAGGGUCCUCUUACUCUGUCCAGUACCCAGGUCUCCCACAUGAGGGGCCAGUCCUGGUGCCAGGGGAUCUACGGCCCUCGGGGCCACUUCAUCAGGCCCUUGAUUGGUGCCUGGCUGUCCAUCCCCCCCAGGCCUCAGGGAUGGUCUUGGGGCUAGCACAGCCCGAAAGGAAGAUCCCCCUCCUUGCCCAAGCAGCCCCUGAGCAGAAGGUGGCCACCUCGGGGCACAUUGCGAAGAGAAGGCAGUUCCCAUAAUGA